UUUGGCUGCAGAUCAGCAGUGAAUGCCACAUUCAUGGCUCCGUAUCGCAGGAAACUUUGAGCCAACAGAGCGUGAUCCUUGCUGGGUUUUCACUCGGCCACGGAUCACUGUGGUGAAGGAUUAUCAGCAGGCGCGACUUCCAGGCAGAUCCACGUCACAGUGGAGGGAAACGUUUUCCCACCUCUUCCCAGAUGGAUCUGCUCCACUCGUUCCGCAACAGCGCUGAUGAUGAAACCUCCCGUUUCAGCGAAGCGGUUGCACUAACGGAGCGAGAGGUCGUGGUGAAUCAUCGCGCUGGUGACGUGCUGAAACAUGCACUAGGCCUCUGCUUUCUUUCAUAUCACUGGCUUGGCAAGUGGCACUGACAUGUUGUAGUGUUAGCAGCUGCCAGGUACCAGCUGCAGUGUUUGUCUUUCUUUAUGAAUGGAAGCUCUCUUUUCUCUCUUUUUUUGUUUGUUUGUUGUACGGCACAUUCACACUGCAGGUGUUGCCACGAAGCAACAAAACACCUUCACGUAUCGUCUGUAAACAACACGUCGGAAUCAUCCAACCUUCCCGUAAAAGGAGGAAGUGUGAAAAGUAUGCACGCACACCUGUGGUGCGCUUACAUGUGCGCGUUUGCACGGUUUAACUGUUGCUCUCAGGAGAAUCUAACCAUUGUUCCUCUUACAGCAGGGCCACAAUUACAUUUUAACAAUGUUGGUCCUGCGCGUGAAAACCGGUUUGUAAAUUGCCAGAAAAUGCAGAUCUAUGAGGAAAUGAAGAUUUGGACUACAAUUACCGGCACAGUGUAAUUCCAGGUUGUGGUGUUUGUCUUCGCUAUAAUGGACUCCAUGAGGCUUUCAGGGAUUCGGGCAAAGAUAAGUGGUGUCGAAGGACCUCUUACCUACUUAUUACUGUGUAAACCAAACCAUUUCCCCAGAACUCCUCGCUCAAUUAGCAGCUGUGCUUUGCUGCACUGCUCUUAGAGAAGAGCUCUUGAAAUGGCUGAAUGACAAUUGAGCAGGCGAGUAAUCAUGGGAGCCGGAGAGCUAACAUUCCCUCCUACAGCGCCGAUGAUGUUCACAGCUCUCGACACAAGUCACGAGAACAGAGGGAAGUAUUUCAUGCACAUCUACACACACACACACAAACACUUUUUGGACCAGAACCAGCUUUGUUCUACACACUCCGAAACUGUUUCUCUUCUCGGCUCACAAAAGAGCCUUUGAGGAGCUGCGGACAGUUCCUCUGUGUGAGCGAAAUGCUCGAAACAUCUGUGAUUGUCCCCGCUAAAUUGUCGACAGGCUUUCUUCACUUACGAUGAUUCACUGUGACCGACAAAGGCCUCGUUGGAGGAAGAAUGAGCCGUACCACUGGAGAUCGUGCGGACAGACUUAGUCCGGCUUCAUAAAGUCAGGCUUAAUACCCUGCGUCUCUGCCGCUUCAUGUUUGGUGACGCGCUCCCUGUGCUUUCUUUGUAGAUGAUGUUUCCGCCGACAGCAGCGCUGAGUUCCCAGACAGAGCGUCCAUGAUGGAGGUGCGUCUGCAGGCGCAGGAAGAUGAGAUCACGCUGCUGAAGUCCUCAUUGGCCGACGCCUUACGCAGGAUCCGCCUCCACGACCAACUCCUGCCUUUACUGAAACAGCAGCUCAUUGCAGUAAACCCUGGAGCUGCACGUGUCCUCAAUCAAGUGUGCUGCCCAGAUGGAUGCACCAGCAGCAGAAAGUUGUCCUCCAGCUCAGCUAUCGAUGGGAUCCAUCAUUCUUCUACUUCCAGCCAACUGUCAGGCAGCAUUGUGACCAAUACCAAUGGCCACAUAGGAAGCCCGGCGUCCACAAAGCCCAGACCAGUAUCCGUGGACAGGUCAACACAGACAGAGUCCGUCCUCCAAGGAGGGGAUGCUGGUCAGGACAAGGUUCCUCUCCACUGUCGCGUCCAGAGCCUGAACCUGGAGGACGCACUCCCCCCGGGGCAUCCUGUCGAAGCGACACGCGCCAAGCUGCACCGCGUCCCCGGUAUGGAAGAAGAGGACGAGGAGGAAGAUGACGAAGUGGGAGGGGAGCAGGAGAAGGAGCUGAGUUGGACGUCAUCAGUGGAGGAGCCCAUCCAGCCCACCACGAUCAGAGGCCUCCAGAGAGAGGAGUCCCACGACGGAAACUGCUCUCCAGAGGAGGUGGUGGGCUCUUCCUCAGCCUCGCUCAGAGCUUCAGACCAGAACCUGAACUCCCGCUGCGGACCACUGUCCCCCAUCCAGGAAGGACUAAAGACGCCUCUGGUUCGCAGGAACAGCGAGAAACUGGGGAACCCGGAGAGGCAGAGGAAGCGCCUGGAUAAGAAGGCGGCGUCCUCGGCCAACCUCCUCACCCGCUCCCCGAGCCUGGAGAACCGAGCGAAGGAUCUGAUCGCCAACGCAGGAUCCCCGGGGUCCAGAAGAGGAACCUACAGCCAAGGACAGUCGAUCAAAAUGUUCAUCCGCGGUCGACCCAUCACCAUGUACGUCCCCUCUAACAUCCAGAACUAUGAAGACCUGAAGAUGGAGCCGCCCACAGAGAGACUCGAGCUGGACUGGGUUUAUGGCUACCGGGGCCGGGACUGCCGCGCCAACAUGUACUUCCUUCCCACGGGCGAGGCCAUCUACUUCAUCGCCUGCGUCAUCGUGCUGUACCACAUCAACAACAGAACGCAGCGGCACUAUCGCAAACACACGGACUGCGUGCGCUGUCUAACCCUCCAUCCCGACAAAGUGCGAGUAGCAUCUGGACAGACAGCAGGGGUGGACAAAGAUGGCAAGCCUCUGCAGCCCUGUGUUCAUAUCUGGGACUCCACCUCUCUGGUCACGCUGCAGCAGAUCGGCCUGGGAUGCUUCCAGAGGGGAGUGGGAUCGGUUGCAUUUUCCUUUGCUGACUCGGGAGUGUUCCUGUGUGUCAUCGACGACUCGAACGAGCACAUGUUGUCAGUGUGGGACUGCAACAAGGGCGUCAAGCACGCGGAAGUGAAGAGCACCAACGAGGCUGUGUUUGCAGUAGAGUUUAAUCCAGGCGACAGCUCCAACAUCAUCACCUGUGGGAAAUCCCACGUUUACUUCUGGACGCUCAAUGCGGGACUGUUCACCAAGAAACAAGGCAUCUUUGGAAAAUACAAGAAGCCCAAGUUCAUCCAGUGCUUCGUGUUCAGUCUGACUGGAGAUGUUCUGACCGGAGACUCUGAGGGCAACAUCUUGACGUGGGGGAAAUCAGCUGCAGAUAUCAAGACUCUGGGCAAAGGAGCCAAAGAAACCUUCCAGAUAAUGCGUCAGACCAGAGCCCACGAAGGCAGCGUGUUCACCCUCUGUACCCUGCAGGGCGGCGGUCUGCUCAGCGGGGGAGGGAAAGACCGCAAGAUCAUCCGCUGGAGCGCCGACCUGGCACCUGAGAGAGAGUGUGAGAUUCCAGAAAAGUUUGGGGCAGUCCGUACCAUCGCUGACGUGGAUGGGGAGGAAUUCUUGGUUGGUACGACGCGCAAUGCGAUCCUCAGAGGAACCUUCUCUGGAGCAUUUGUGGCCAUCGUGCAGGGUCAUGUGGACGAGAUGUGGGGACUGGCCACUCACCCCUCCCACAACAUCUUCAUCACCUGUGGCCACGACCGACAGGUGUGUUUGUGGAACACAGAGGAGCACAAGCUGGACUGGUGCAUCAGCCUGGAGGAGUAUGGACUCUGCGCUGAUUUCUGCCCGAACGGAUCAGUGGUUUCAGUCGGACUCAGCACAGGAAAGUGGAUGGUCCUGGACCUGCUGACCAGGGACGUGGUCUCUGAAUCCACAGAUGGGAACGAGCAGCUGUCCGUCAUGAGAUACUCACCGGAUGGCAGCUUUUUAGCCGUCGGAUCUCACGACAACUUCAUCUACAUCUACACCGUGACGGACAGUGGGCGGCGCUACACGCGCUUUGGGAAGUGUAACGGUCACUCCAGCUUCAUUACUCACUUGGACUGGUCCAAGGACGGGAAGUACAUUAUGUCUAACUCUGGGGACUACGAGAUCCUUUACUGGGACAUCGCAGGAGGCUGUAAACUGCUGAGGAACCGCUUUGAGAGCAAAGACAGAGAGUGGGCCUCGUACACGUGUGUGCUGGGCUUCCACGUCAUGGGCGUGUGGCUGGAGGGCUCCGACGGCACGGACAUCAACGCACUGUGUCGCUCUCACAGUGAGAGGAUGGUGGCGGUGGCCGACGACUUCUGUAAAGUCCACCUCUUCCAGUACCCGUGUCCUAAACCCAAGGCGCCGAGCCACAAGUACGAUGGCCACGGCAGCCACGUCACCAACGUCUGCUUCACCCACUGCGACUCCCACCUGCUCUCCAUGGGCGGGAAGGACAUGUGCAUCCUGCAGUGGAAGGUGGUCGGAGGCGGAGCGUCCAACGGCAGGGAGCGGCUGACCUCUGCGUCGUCUACCUCCACCAGCUCCCCGGAACCCACCGUCGGCUAGGAAGGACGCGACGGAGAGGGACGCCGUUUACACUCGGAGACGUGUUCGUCGUCGGUGCAGAGCAGCCACAGUCGCUGAGGCCCAGCUCCGCCUCUAUGCUGCCCCCUGCUGGGUCCGUUUCAUUUAAAGAGGGGGUCUCCUCCAGGAGGAGGUCACCCGUCAUUACAUUACAUUACAUUACACUUACACUUACCUCCAUAUUCAUGUAAGCACUUGUGAAACUGGACAGUGCGUCGUCGCUCAGGUGAAGACGGAGGUGAGGAGCAGUAGACGUGGUCACGUGUGUGUUUGCAGGUACAAAACAUGACUUGACUUUGGGACAUUUCUGCGUGUUUUCCGUCAGUCUCGCAUCAGCGGACAUUUUAGGACAGUCUGUGGCAAACGCCGACGUCUCCUUUUAAAGCUGCAGUAGGCAGGUUGCCAAGAAGAAUAGCUGAUUGUCGAGUUUUAGCUCCAUUUUGUGAAAAUGUUGUCAUUUCAGGAUCGCCGCUCUCAUCCUCCUCCACCCCCUCCCCCCCAAGCUCCUCUCUUCAAUGGAGCACGGUCGGAGACACUUGUUUCAGACGUGUCACAUGACCAGAAACAAUAUCUGUCUCUGAAGAUCUCUGUUUGUUUUUGCUGCGUGACAGUUUAGAUGAUUGUAUUUUUUGGUGCUUGUACGCGAAUCUCAUGAAAAUAAUUCAGAAAAAUAGAAAAAUGUUAACAUUGCAUUCAACUUUUUUCUGUUUUUAUGUUAAAAUGUCCUUGUAUGUCCGAAGAAAGACGCCUUCGCUGCCGUAUGAUUUCUAGCAACAGUUAGCGCAGUUUAUACGAGUUGUCUCCUUCUACUUCCGGGUCAAAGACCUGGAAGUCCUACUCCAGUCCGACUAAGCGUUUACAUGCAGGCAUAAUCGGACUAUAAAUUGCAUUAUACAGGUAUGUUAGUCUGACUAGCAAGGGUUUAGUCGGACUAAUGUGUUUACAUGACAUUAAGAAAAGCAAAACAAAUUAUUGUCUUAGUCCGACUAAAAUUGGAGAUUUUGUUUGCAUUUUUUGAUAUGUGCAUAAAACAAGUUUGAAAUGAAUGCCCUGCUGCUUAUCUCAGUGAACGAAGUCCCAUAAUACAACACACAUACAUACACAUUUACUUUUGACCCAGUUUUUUUCAAAAUGUGGGUAAAAUUUAUUGAAAUGAAUUUAGUGAAUUUAUUCAAAUGAAAUGGCCCCAAAAUUCAGAAAUGUAUAACUAUGUUAACAUUACAUUCAACUUUUUUUUGAUCCCACUGAAGGGACCUUGAACAGCCAAUAGGAGACACGUCUCUCAGACGUGUCCUUUGAUUGGUCAAAAGCCUCCUGUGUCUCCACAGAUUAAGUCGGAGGUUGUUUGGUCGCCGUAUUGUUGUUUUUGUCUCUCUCAAAACUCUUAAUUUACAUUUAUCUUAAAAGGUUAUGGUGAAAAUAUUGAUCAAUAAAGCAAAAAAAUCCUACCUACUGUACCUUUUAAAUACAUUUGCUUAAUGUUUAUUUUACAUGAUUUAAGUAUUUUCAACUGUUUGGUUGAAAUCUCAGCUUUACAUUAGACAGACUGUGACAAACCUGUUAUAUCAUGAAAAUCAAUCUGAUUCAUUCAUUCAUUCAUGCAUCUCGUAGUUUGAAAGUGAAUUUUGCUUUAUUACAGUUUUAUAGAUAUUUAAAGAAAAUAACAUUGGGAAUACUGUGAUGUUGUGUCUGCCAAGCUCCCAAUAAAUUAACACGAGACUGUAAA
Molecule: messenger RNA, 6188 nt
Organism: Solea senegalensis (Senegalese sole)
Lineage: Eukaryota; Metazoa; Chordata; Actinopteri; Pleuronectiformes; Soleidae
Gene: eml3
Product: EMAP like 3
Exons: 24
Coding region: 1511-4444 (977 amino acids)
Biological process (GO): microtubule cytoskeleton organization
Cellular component (GO): mitotic spindle
Molecular function (GO): microtubule binding
Source: RefSeq, a predicted model, not a curated record